UCCGGGGAGGGCUCCGCUCAUUGGCAGCUGCCCAGCGGCGCUCCGCGCGCAGAGCGAAGCCCGGGCAGAGACGUGGAGCUGCCCGACACCCCUUCGCCCUCGCCGGGCUCGGAGUCGAGCCCCGUUUCGCUCAGGCCGGGUGGAGCCGGACCCCUCGCCCAGCCCUGCAGCCGCUGAGGUCGUUGCCUGCCUUCGCAGGGAGAAGCCCUUCCCCUGGGGCAGGGCGCUCGGAGGCAUGCGCCGCGCUGUGCCUGGGCCAAGAUACCAGCGCAGAGCGAGUGACUGCCAGCUGGGACGUCACGCCUACUUUGAAUUCACAUUUACUGAAGAUGUUAAACAUGGGAGUGGUAUCCACCUGCUUCUGUGUCCAUUCUUUUGUACACAUGCCUAGACCAGGUGUGCAUAAAAUGAGCUAUUACCAACUACACACUGCAGCCAGGUGUGCUGCUAAGGAUUACUAUGAAGUGCUGGUGCUGGGCGGCGGCAGCGGUGGAAUCACCAUGAGCUCUCGGCUGAGGCGGAAAGUGGGAGCUGAAAAUGUGGCUGUUGUUGAACCAAAUGAGAAACAUUAUUAUCAACCCCUCUGGACAUUGGUUGGUGCUGGUGCAAAACAGCUGGCAGCCUCUGCACGUCCAACAGAGAGUGUGAUUCCUUCAGGUGUAAAAUGGAUCAAAUCUAGAGUUACAGAGUUGGAUCCAGACAAGAACUGCAUCUAUUUAGCAAAUGACAAAAAGAUAUCUUACAAAUAUUUGAUAGUUGCCCUUGGACUUCAGCUGCAUUACGAAAAGAUCAAAGGUUUGCCUGAGGGUUUUAAUUAUCCUAAAAUAGGUUCCAAUUAUUCAGUCCAUACAGUAGAGAAAACGUGGAAGGCUUUGCAAGACUUCAAGGAAGGAAAUGCCAUUUUCACUUAUCCAAACACUCCAGUGAAAUGUGGAGGGGCUCCUCAGAAAAUCAUGUACUUGUCAGAGGCCUAUCUAAGAAAGACAGGAAAACGAGCCAAAGCCAACAUCAUCUUCAAUACUUCACUUGGAUCCAUUUUUGCUGUAGAAAAGUAUGCCAAUAAAUUGCUGGAGAUAAUUAAGGAUAGGAAUAUUACUGUUAACUACAAACAUAAUCUCAUUGAGGUUCGAGCAGACAAACAAGAAGCUGUAUUUGAGAAUUUGGACAAACCUGGAGAGACUGAGGUUUAUCAGUAUGAAAUGCUUCAUGUCACACCACCUAUGGGACCGCCUGAUGUACUCAUGAACAGUCCCGUUUCAGAUACAGCUGGCUGGUUAGACAUAGAUAAGGAAAUUCUGCAACACAAAAAAUACCAUAAUGUGUUUGGUCUUGGAGACUGCACCAAUCUUCCAACAUCAAAAACAGCUGCAGCUAUCGCUGCCCAGUCUGCAGUGCUAGAUAAAACAAUUUCUUUGGUAAUGAAGAACCAAUUGCCAACUAAAAAGUAUGAUGGAUACACUUCCUGUCCCAUUGUAACGGGCUAUAAUAGUGUGAUUCUAGCAGAAUUUGACUACAAUGCUCAGCCUCUGGAAACAUUUCCCAUUGACCAGAGUAAGGAGAGACGGCUCAUGUACUACAUGAAAGCUGAUCUAAUGCCUUUUCUUUAUUGGAACGGACUACUAAAGGGCUACUGGGGAGGACCUGCUCCUAUAAGAAAACUAAUGCAUCUUGGUUUGAAGUAAUGAUGCAGUCGACUGUGCUUACUGGCCAGAACUAAGUGUAAAAAAAGAAACCAUUUUAAUAUGCAUGCAUUUUGUCUCAAGAAGCAAACACUGCGGUGGAUAUUGCACGUGGAUGUAUGUAAGGCCCAUUUCUUGAGACUUAAAUCUUGAAUUCAAAAUAAAUCAAGAUGUCCUGUUAAA
Molecule: messenger RNA, 1862 nt
Organism: Pelodiscus sinensis (Chinese soft-shelled turtle)
Lineage: Eukaryota; Metazoa; Chordata; Testudines; Trionychidae
Gene: SQOR
Product: sulfide quinone oxidoreductase
Cellular component (GO): mitochondrion
Molecular function (GO): sulfide:quinone oxidoreductase activity; FAD binding
Source: RefSeq, a predicted model, not a curated record